Molecule: messenger RNA, 2066 nt
Organism: Mercurialis annua (annual mercury)
Lineage: Eukaryota; Viridiplantae; Streptophyta; Magnoliopsida; Malpighiales; Euphorbiaceae
Product: outer envelope protein 61
Exons: 11
Coding region: 138-1859 (573 amino acids)
Molecular function (GO): protein binding
Source: RefSeq, a predicted model, not a curated record
UGAAUUUGGGUAUUUCCGUUGUAAUUAAAUAGUGGGAGUCUUUUGAUUCAUCAUCAACAAAUUGGUGUUCCAGAAAAAUCUUGUGUUUUUGUUGCAAAUUAUUGAUCUGAUCGAAACUAUUUAGUUGAAAGUAAAAAAUGUUUAACGGAAUGAUGGAUCCUGAAUUGAUGAGACUUGCCCAGGAACAGAUGAGUCGCAUGUCGCCCACCGAAUUAGCCAAUAUCCAGCAACAGAUGAUGGCUAAUCCAGAGUUGAUGAGAAUGGCCUCCGAAAGCAUGCAAAACAUGAGACCUGAAGAUUUGAGACAGGCUGCCCAACAGUUGAAGCAUACUCGUUCUGAGGAUAUGGCUGAGAUAGGUGAGAAAAUGGCCAAUGCUUCACCUGAAGAGAUUGCUGCCAUGCGUGCCCGUGUUGAUGCCCAGAUCAAAUAUGAAAUUAGUGCAGCUCAGAUGCUCAAGAAGCAGGGUAAUGAACUUCAUAGCCAGGGAAAGUUCAAAGACGCCUUGGAGAAAUAUUUACUUGCAAAGAAAAACCUAAUGGGAAUUCCAUCCUCUCAAGGAAAAUCACUCUUACUAGCAUGCUCUCUCAACCUGAUGUCUUGUUACCUUAAAACAAGACAGUUUGAUGAAUGCACAAAAGAGGGGUCAGAGGUGUUGGGAUAUGAUGCUAAGAAUCUCAAAGCUCUCUAUCGGAGGGGUCAAGCUUUUAAAGAAUUGGGCCGCCUGGAAGAUGCUGUCUCUGAUUUAAGCAAAGCGUAUGAAGUUUCCCAAGAUGAUGAAACUAUUGCAGAUGUAUUAAGGGAUGCAAAGGAAAGAUUGGCUCAGGAAGGUGGUAAUCAUAGACAAAGUGGACUGGUUAUUGAAGAAUUAACGGGAGAAGAUGAUGUUACUACAUCUUCUCAAACAUCAGGGUCAUCCAGAGAAACUUCAGUGUUGCAACCACGAGAGAGUGUUGAUGCACAUAGCUUUCAGAGUAGGGCUAAUAGCAAUGGUUUGAAAACGAAUGCAGAAUCCCUGCAGGCUUUAAAGGAUGACCCUGAAGCUAUAAGAACAUUCCAGAAUUUCAUUUCAAAUGCUGAUCCCGAAACUCUGUCUGCUUUAAGUGGAGCGAAAGCUGGAGAAUUAUCUCCUGAGAUGUUUAGGAGUGCUUCAAAUAUGAUGAGCAAGAUUUCACCUGAAGAGCUGCAGAAAAUGCUUAAAAUGGCCUCCUCAUUUGCUACUAGUAAUUCUUCACAUAGUAACAGCUUCCAACCUGGCCCAAAUGUGACACCAGACAUGCUGAAAACAGCUAGUGAAAUGAUGAGCAAAAUGCCCCCAGAAGAGCUUCAGAAGAUGUUUGAAACGGCGUCCUCUUUGCAUGGAAAAGAUAGAGCUCCAGCAUCAGCAGCUUUGGAAACUAAUGUACAAGAUAGAGGAAAUUUUGCAGUUGAUGGGAAUAGUGUGAAUGCUAGUUCAUCUAGUGGUUUGUUUUCAAGUUCGAGAAAUGCUUCUCAUCCAAGCUUUCCUAGCUCGACUGCUGAUAUGCAGGAACAAGUGAGAAACCAAAUGAAAGAUCCAGCUAUGCGACAGAUGUUUACAUCAAUGAUGAAGAAUAUGAGUCCAGAAAUGAUGGCUAAUAUGAGUGAACAAUUUGGAGUAAAACUUUCUUCAGAAGAUGCAGCAAAAGCACAACAAGCCAUGUCUUCUUUAUCACCAGAAGACUUGGACAGAAUGAUGCGAUGGGCAGAUAAGAUCCAAAGAGGAACCCAAGGUGCAAAGAAAGCGAAGAAUUGGUUACUUGGGAAACCUGGAAUGGUUCUGGCCAUAUGUAUGCUCAUCUUUGCAAUCCUCCUUCAUUGGCUAGGCUACAUUGGGAAGUAACUCCAAAAUGAUUGUAAUUUUCUUAAUUUGUAAACUUAGUUUAGGGAUGAGAUAAGAAUUUUUGAAGUUAUGGAACUAACUUUAUGUAUUGAUGUAGCAUAUUAGGCACUGAAACAAAAGUAAGUAGAUACAUUCUUUGCAAUUUCAAGUUCCAAAGGAGUUUUAAUAAUAUAGCAAAUGUCAUUACAUUUGCCUUACAAUAUCAAA